GUUCACGUAAGUGGGGCAGGAUUAGUUGAAUGUGGGUUUCAAACAUUUUUAAAAGGAGGGGUUCAUGUUUAUGCUUCUAAGACCCACAAAAUGAGUACGUUCAAUUUCAUCUCUGCCCGUGAUAUCUCAACUCUCACAUAUUCUCCAACAAUGGAAAAG
Messenger RNA from Sphenostylis stenocarpa, 159 nucleotides. NCBI's taxonomy places the organism in Eukaryota, Viridiplantae, Streptophyta, Magnoliopsida, Fabales, Fabaceae. The record is from the annotation of a GenBank genome assembly.